AUGCCUGUUCACAACUAUAGCACCAUGUCUGAAUUUAUCCUCUUUGGCUUUUCAGCCUUACCUCCACGGCUCUUGCCAAUUCUUUUCCUAUUGUACCUGCUUAUGUACCUGUUCACGCUGCUGGGGAACCUCCUCAUCAUGGCUACCGUCUGGACUGAACACAGACUCCACACACCCAUGUAUCUAUUUUUGUGUGCCCUCUCCAUCUCUGAGAUUCUGUUCACUGUUGCCAUCACCCCUCACAUGUUGGUUGACCUGCUUUCCACUAAUCAUUCCAUCACUUUUGUGGCCUGUGCCAACCAGAUGUUCUUCUCUUUCACGUUUGGCUUCACCCACUCCUUCUUGCUCAUGAUCAUGGGCUAUGACCGCUAUGUGGCCAUCUGCCACCCUCUUCGCUACAAUGUGCUCAUGAGCCCCCGUGGCUGUGGCCGUCUGGUGGCCUGGACUUGGGCUUGUGGCUCAUUCAUGGGGAUGAUGGUGACAGUGAUAGUAUUCCACCUCACCUUCUGUGGGUCUAAUGUCAUCCACCAUUUUUUCUGCCAUGUGCUUUCCCUUUUGAAGUUGGCCUGUGGAGAUAAAAUAUUCUCUGUCACUUUGGGUGUGAUCCUGGUAUGUGUCACAGCACUCAUAGGCUGUUUAUUCCUCAUCAUCCUCUCCUAUAUUUUCAUCGUGGCCACCAUCUUGAAGAUCCCCUCUGCUGAGGGCCGGCACAAGACCUUUUCCACAUGUGUAUCCCACCUCACUGUGGUGGUUGUGCACUAUAGUUUUGCCUCCAUCAUCUACCUUAAGCCCAAAGGCCCCCAUUCUGUAAACAGUGAUGCCUUAUUGGCCACCACCUAUACAGUGUUCACCCCCUUCCUUAGUCCAAUCAUUUUCAGUUUCAGAAAUAAGGAGCUGAAGAAUGCCAUAAGUAGAAGCCUCCGUAGAAAAUGUUAUCUAUUAAGGUCCUGA
This is a messenger RNA of Tupaia belangeri chinensis (Chinese tree shrew), 951 nucleotides long. Its product is annotated as olfactory receptor 10H4. The record is from RefSeq and is a predicted model, not a curated record. The coding region runs from base 1 to 951 and encodes 316 amino acids. Lineage: Eukaryota; Metazoa; Chordata; Mammalia; Scandentia; Tupaiidae. Gene Ontology annotation, molecular function: G protein-coupled receptor activity; olfactory receptor activity. Gene Ontology annotation, biological process: G protein-coupled receptor signaling pathway. Gene Ontology annotation, cellular component: membrane. The transcript has a single exon.